Messenger RNA from Trichobilharzia regenti, 1412 nucleotides. NCBI's taxonomy places the organism in Eukaryota, Metazoa, Platyhelminthes, Trematoda, Strigeidida, Schistosomatidae. The record is from the annotation of a GenBank genome assembly.
AUGGGCUUACGAUGUGGAAAUACAGCCCGUUUAACCUUCAUGUUAGUUCUCGUUGUGCUUUAUUUUUUGGUCGAACUGAUUGUUGGGAUCUCGAUACACUCUAUUGCUCUAGUCGCAGAUUCAUUUCAUAUGCUCUCGGACUGUCUUGCCUUGGUGGUUGGUAUUGUGGCUUCGCGGAUAGCCAAGUGGCCUCGGUCAUCUAGAAAUACUUUUGGUUGGCAAAGAGCUGAAGUAAUGGGUAGUUUGAUCAAUACAGUUGUUCUGAUAACUUUGUGUAUGACCAUACUUCUGAGAGCUAUCGAGCGGUUUAUUGAGACGCAGGCUAUUGAAAGUGCUCAAAUUAUGGUCUACGUCGGCUGUGGUGGGCUUUUGAUAAAUAUUCUGGGACUUAUCGUUCUCGGUGGUCAUUCACACGAAGGUUCAGGUCAUGAAAUGGAUGGAACAAGAGAUGUACCACUGACCCCGACAGCCUUCGGUGCUACCUUGCCUCUCAAUAAUUCAGACGGAGCUUUUUAUCAAGUUAAUUCGGCUCAUUCUAUUUCAGGAGCGAACAACGUAUGUAGUGAUAGAGUGGAUGGUAAUGUUAUGCAAACGUUUCCUGAUAAAGAUCAACAUGAUCAUUUUGAAGCAUCCCAAGAUGUCCUUAACCAACAGAAAGUGACUGUUAAAAUAAAACACAACCACUCUAAAAAGUCUCACAAAGGCUCAAUGAAUAUGCAGGCUGUAUUUCUACACGUGCUAGCUGAUUUCAUGGGUUCUGUUAUUGUUGUAAUUAGCGCACUAGUGUUGUGGUUGGUACCUGGGGAAGUUUCGAAGGGCGAAGCAGUUUGGAAACUGUACAUUGAUCCGGCUAUGAGCAUACUGAUGGUUACCAUAAUCUUGAUCACUGCUAUACCCCUCAUGUACAAAGCUACAUUAAUUUUGUUGCAAUCCGUUCCCAGUGAGAUUUGUUUGAAGAAUUUAAAAGCGCGCAUGGAAAAUAUUGAUGGGAUACAUAAAAUUCAUGAUUUACAUGUUUGGCGUCUACAAAGCAAUUGUAUAAUUGGAACUGUUCAUAUUCGUUGUGUUAGUCUACCGGAUUAUUUAAAUAUUGCUCGUGAAGUCAAACAGCUAUUCCAUGAAUUCAAUAUACACUGCACAACAAUACAACCAGAAUUUGAAGAGGAUACCGAAGGAUCGCCGUCAGAUUAUCUAACCUGUGUAUUAGAUUGUGGUCCAAAUAAAAAUUGUCAAUCUGACACAUGUUGUCCUGCAUCGAAUGUGUCAGCAUCACAGCCCAUGCCGUUGAAUGCACUCUCCGCAUCACAGAAUUCCGUUGUUGUUGGUGGUGGUGGUGGUCCAGUAUUGAAUAAUGCAUCCAAAUAUGAACAAAACAAUUCAUCAUCAGAUAGAGAAGUACGCCUUACUCUUAG